Messenger RNA from Etheostoma cragini (Arkansas darter), 1765 nucleotides. RefSeq names its product ubiquitin-conjugating enzyme E2Na (gene ube2na). The record is from RefSeq and is a predicted model, not a curated record. Lineage: Eukaryota; Metazoa; Chordata; Actinopteri; Perciformes; Percidae. The coding region runs from base 112 to 576 and encodes 154 amino acids. The transcript is spliced from 4 exons.
AGUCCUCCUGUCCAUCCACUGCUGUGACGCAGAGAACCCGGAAGACGUGUGUUUGCUGUCAAUGCCAACGACAGAGAGGAGGCACAGCUGAAACCCCGCAUUUAAGACAAGAUGGCAGGACUGCCCCGUAGGAUCCUUAAGGAAACUCAACGUUUGAUUGCAGAGCCUGUCCCAGGCAUCGAGGCAGAGCCAGAUGAAGGCAACGCCCGCUACUUUCAUGUGCUCAUUUGUGGACCUCAGGACUCACCUUUUGAGGGGGGUACAUUUAAACUCGAGCUCUUUUUACCAGAGGAAUAUCCCAUGGCUGCUCCGAAAGUGCGCUUCAUGACCAAAAUAUAUCAUCCCAAUGUAGACAAGUUGGGGAGAAUAUGUCUAGACAUUUUGAAAGAUAAAUGGUCACCAGCUCUGCAGAUUCGCACAGUGCUGCUGUCAAUCCAGGCAUUACUAAGUGCACCCAACCCUGAUGAUCCCCUUGCAAAUGACGUUGCAGAGAAGUGGAAGUCCAACGAAGUUGAAGCCAUAGAAACAGCCAGGUCAUGGACCAGGCUUUAUGCUGGAAGCAGAAAUGAAGUGUAAAGCAGCUCAACAAGGGGAAAUCAAGUGUGAUUCCCUAUGCUCUGCCAAGACCUCUUCCUACUUCAGUUACAUUUAAAGGACAUCAUCUUAAAUAUAUAUAAAAAUAUAUAGAUAUUAUAAAAUAAACGUGAAAAUAUGGUAAAGGAAAAAACAACUGCUGACAAUUGGUGAUUUAAAUGCGCACUAGUAAUGAAAUGACUCGUCUUGUCCUUACUCACUGUUGAAAUGCAUGGACAGAGGUUUUAGAUCUACUCACCUGGCUUUCUUUGGCCAUUGACUUUGGGAAGCUUUUGUCAACCGCUGCUUUAACGAGCACAUUUAAGGGGGAGGGGGUGUGUGAGUUUGGGUGCCCUGGGGCCUGACUAGAUGCGGUCAAUAUUGUAUACUUUUUACAUUUCUUUUAACUUGGUUUCCUCGUGUUGCUGAUUUGUUUAUUAAAAGAAAAACCUGCAGCUAACUACUACUAGCCCACUGUAUUUAGACACUCACAUGGAGGGCGACCAACCAGAGUUUUGCCCAGCAGGACGCAUAGUAUAUCAUAGCCCUGCUUCUUCUUUAAGUCAUACCUGGCUGCCUUCAAUACAAAAUAAAAUGACUAAGAAAACAAACUGAGCCUGUCACAUUAACUUUUUCCACCCACUCGCUCACUGUAGGCUUCUGAAUGGCAUGGGAGAGAGUGGAGGCCAGGGUGGACGCUGUAGACCUUUCCUUAGUUUUUCCUUAGUUUUAGCACACGUUUUAAUAUAUCCAGUCUUUUAUAUGUGAAUCUUUCUUGCUAUUGCCAUACUAACUACCUUGCUUUUCCCCCCAUAUGUCAUCACAGUUUAAUGCUACUGUACAAGACUCAGUGGUUCACUUAUUCCAAUGGCAUUUAUUUCACAAUAUAGUGGUUACAUUGAUGUCAGUUGUUUGACGGGAGAGGUGGUAGAUAUGAGUGGGGUGGGGUAUGUAGGAUCUGUUUGAGAGGAGAUGCUGAGUUGAUGCAGGAUUAAACUCAAAAAGGUCACUAAAGGCUUUGAUUCAACUGUUGUGAUUGGUCCUUGAAAAGUCUGUAUUCAAGUCACUGUUUGUAAAUUCAUUAUUUCUAUUAAUCUGGGGAGGAGAUGUUUUCCUGCUCUCAGAAUGCUAUGAAACAGUCCCCCUGCAUACCUUUAUGUCCUGUAAAUAAAAUAUGUUGAUUAAUAAAUAA